AUGAAAGCUGAAAACAUUAAGAAAGAUAAAGAUAAAUUCAAUUUUUGGUUCUUGCUUUAGUAAGCGAUGAAAACUAAUUCGACUGCGGAAUAUUAUACAAAAUAAAUCAUCGGAAGGCUAAAUAGCUCAUUAAUAUUCAAUAUGUGUACUAUCUAUUUCUCAAGACUGCCUUUAAUAUCCUUUGGCAUCUUAAAAGUGGAAAUCUUGUAGUGCCUUUUAUAAUAUAAGAUCUAAAGGAGUAAAAGUUUAAUUGCCCAAUUAAAAGGCAUAUCUUAUUAUUAUAGAAACCGAUUUUCAGGAUGCAAAGAUGUAACAAUAACCCUUUGGACUAUUGAGUAUUCAUAAUUAAUUAAUAUUAUAAGUAAAGGAUUAUACUAAUUAGAAAUAAUUACCUUUUAUUUUGGAUGCUGUUUCAAACAAAUUCAAAACAUACAUGAUUAUUCAAAACUCUAAGGUGUUGAAUCUAGAGUAAAAUAUAAGCUUGAUGCAUCUGAAUUUGCUAAAUAUUUCUCUUUCAAUUGAUUUAGCUCAAGCACCAAAUUCAAAUCUUAAGACAUUAAAAUAUUUGGUACAAUUAAUCGGUUGCGUAUACCAAAGUCUUAAAGUUUUUGAUCACCAAAAAUAACUAUAGAUAAAUAUUUGUUAUUAAGAUUCUCAAUAAAUAAAUAUGAUAACAUCAUUAUAUUAAAAGAAAUUAAUAAUCCAACUAAUAAGAGAUGUUUAGAAGUUAAAGGUAUAUAAUUAUUAUUAUACUAAUUUUUUUGCAAAAGAUUUAAAUUGUAUAGAUGUUGUGAUUGAUGUAUCAGUUCGAGAAAAUCGAAUGUCAUAACUCAAUUACAGAGAACUAGAAUGACUCCUCCUGAAAAAUUCAAUUGAUCUAAUUUAAUUUUCUCUAAAGCUUUAAUUUUUAAUUUUUAGAGUAAAUCAAACCCAUGAUUAGAACUAUGGCAUUUCUCAGAAAGUG
Messenger RNA from Paramecium octaurelia, 964 nucleotides. The record is from the annotation of a GenBank genome assembly. Lineage: Eukaryota; Ciliophora; Oligohymenophorea; Peniculida; Parameciidae.